UGUUAUUAUCAUUUGUAUUUCUUUAAUCCCCAGUUGAUCAUGUUACUUUAAUGAUGGUUUAAGGACAUUACUGUUUUGAUAGCGCAUUCAUAUAUUCAAAAAGGAAUUCAUAUAUUCCCUUUUCUGUUAUUCUUGACCCUUGAUUGGGUACAGCUGGAGAACUAUGUAAAAAAGAAUGUCAGAAUUUCCAAAAGAACAGCCAGAUUAGUAAGGUAUAUCAACUAUCACGAGUAACUGUGGAGGCUAAAACAAAAGCCUGUAAUCUUGUGUUUAUCUAAAGUGGCUUUUGAGAUUAUUUUCUUUAAAUUAAAUAAAAUCCAUACUUAGAAAUUCAGACUUGUGCUGAGCACACAAAGCACUUCACUCCCAUGUUGGCUUUGGGAUUAAGGUUCAGAGCUUCAGCUCCACCUGUUCCUGAAUGCAAAUUUAAUAAAAUCUUAUCACAAGAGUCCCAACAUCUACUAACAUCCCAGGCUGCUGACUUCACAGUAAGAGGGUGAAAUCAAAGUGAGCCGAUCCUCAUUCGUUCCCUCUCUAUUUUGGUUCUGACCAAGCUGCUAUUCUUCUACAAAUGGAUAAUGGAGACUGGGGCCAUAGGAUGACUACUCCUGUUACCUUGAACGUGGGAGGCCACCUAUACACCACCAGUUUAUCCACGCUGCAGCGCUAUCCAGACUCCAUGCUGGGAGCCAUGUUCCGAGGAGAUUUCCCUACAACUCGCGAUUCCCAAGGGAAUUACUUCAUCGACCGGGAUGGAACACUUUUCCGGUACAUCCUGAACUUCCUGCGGACAUCUGAGCUUACCCUUCCUGUGGACUUCACAGAGACGGACCUCCUGAGGAAAGAGGCGGACUUCUACCAGAUCGAACCUUUGAUCCAGUGCCUUAACGAUCCAAAGCCGCUGUACCCUCCUGACAUCUUUGAGCAGGUCGUGGAGCUCUCCAGCACUCGGAAACUGUCAAAGUACUCAAACCCUGUUGCUGUUAUCAUCACGCAGCUAACCAUAACUACUAAGGUUCAUGCCCUGCUAGAAGGCAUUUCUAACAACUUCACCAAGUGGAACAAACACAUGAUGGACACCAGAGACUGCCAAGUGUCAUUCACCUUCGGACCAUGUGACUAUCACCAAGAGGUGUCCCUAAGGGUUCACCUGAUGGACUACAUAAUGAAACAGGGCUUCACCAUUCGGAACACACGCGUGCAUCACAUGAGUGAGCGUGCCAAUGAGAACACGGUGGAGCAUCACUGGACUUUCUGCAGACCUGCUCAUAAAGUUGAAGACUGAGUUUACGUAGCACAGUUGUUGUAGGGGUCACUACUGCUGGAUUUGUCUUUUAUGUUACGCAAAACAUGAUUUUAAAAAAGGAAAAUCUAGAAAGCAAAAAUCAAAGAAGAUGUGAAUUUGGAUUUAUUCACCUGUUCGGGGCUACAACUUUACCUGUGCUACCCCUACACAAGUUUAUUAGAGUGCAAGGCGUACCAUAGAAACAUGGAAUUUUAUACAUAUAGGGACAUUGAAUCGUCCCUAUACUAAAAUAAUGUGGGUAAAUUAUUAUAGGAAUAACGGUGGCUUAAAAAAAAAAAAAAAAAAGUCUUUAGAAAUGAGGUCAUAAAGAAGGUAUGAUUUGAGUCUGCCUACGCUGAGUACUUUAAUAGUAAAAAAAAAUGCAUUCAUACAAAGUUAAGCCACAAUUUGUUAAAAAAAAAAAAAAAAAAAAAUAGAACUGUAGAAGGUAAUGUGGUCACAAUUUAAAAUUAUUAUUGACUCCAGACACAGCACUAAAUGUUUUUGUAAGAUGUCAGGAGUAUACUUUUUAUAAUACUAAUAAUAUGAAUAAUUACUUAGCUCAGUAGCUUCCUGGUCAGUUUCUAGUAGAUCUUGAAAUUAGUCUCUUAGGUCUAGCCCCUUGUAUGGUACUAUUUCUGAAGCCCCCAGUAGUUGUUGCAUGUGUCUGACUGUUUUGUGUAUGUAUAUUGUACAUAUCUCCUGUGUGCCGUUUAAAAUACACCAUACUGUUAUUGUUCAUAUCACCAGUAAUGUUUCCAGCCAUCGCAGCCAAAAUAAACCCAUCUGUGUAUUUCAGUUCAUUAAA
Messenger RNA from Oreochromis aureus, 2093 nucleotides. It is a transcript of the gene kctd6b, whose product is annotated as potassium channel tetramerization domain containing 6b. Bases 572 to 1285 code for a protein of 237 amino acids. The record is from RefSeq and is a predicted model, not a curated record. Gene Ontology annotation, biological process: protein homooligomerization. Lineage: Eukaryota; Metazoa; Chordata; Actinopteri; Cichliformes; Cichlidae. The transcript is spliced from 3 exons. Gene Ontology annotation, molecular function: protein binding.